UCCCUGUCCACCUCCCGAGUCCUGAAAAGCCGUGAUGGAUUUGGAGAAAACCUACACGACCUCCCGGGCCGGCCGCACAGGACAUGGAGGUGUGAAUCAGCUGGGGGGUGUUUUUGUGAACGGCCGCCCCCUCCCAGAUGUCGUUCGCCAAAGGAUUGUUGAGCUUGCCCACCAAGGGGUCCGGCCGUGUGACAUCUCCCGGCAGCUCCGCGUCAGCCACGGCUGUGUCAGCAAAAUACUUGGCAGGUAUUACGAAACCGGGAGUAUUAAGCCUGGAGUGAUUGGAGGAUCAAAACCAAAGGUCGCCACACCCAAAGUCGUCGAAAAAAUUGCAGAGUACAAGCGCCAAAAUCCCACCAUGUUUGCCUGGGAGAUCAGGGAUAGACUGCUUGCUGAGCGAGUGUGUGACAAUGACACCGUGCCCAGUGUCAGUUCAAUUAACAGGAUCAUACGGACGAAGGUGCAGCAGCCACCCAACCAGCAGGUCCCAGCCUCCAGUCACAGCAUAGCCUCCACAGGGUCUGUGACCCAGGUGACCUCCGUGAGCACUGACACUGCCGGCUCAUCUUACUCCAUCAGCGGGAUCCUGGGAAUCGCCUCCCCUGGCACUGAGAGCAACAAGCGCAAGCGGGAUGAAGGUAUUCAGGAAUCUCCAGUACCAAAUGGCCAUUCUCUCCCAGGCAGAGAUUUUCUUCGGAAACAGAUGCGAGGAGACCUUUUCACCCAGCAGCAGCUAGAAGUGUUGGAUCGAGUCUUUGAGAGGCAACAUUAUUCUGACAUUUUCACAACAACUGAGCCCAUCAAACCAGAGCAGUGGUGCUCCAUGCUGAUGAGACAGUGCGUGGUACAACCGCAGGCAGUCAUUUUUCAGGCAACUGAAUAUUCAGCCAUGGCAUCGUUAGCUGGUGGAUUAGAUGACAUGAAGGCCAAUAUAACCAGCCCUACUUCUGCAGAUCUGGGAGCAAACGUUCCCGGGCCUCAGUCAUACCCUAUUGUCACAGGUCGCGAGCUGGCAAGCACAACGCUCCCAGGAUACCCUCCACAUGUCCCUCCUGCCGGACAGGGCAGCUACUCUGCUCCAGCACUGACAGGAAUGGUGCCUGGGAGUGAGUUUUCUGGGAGCCCGUACAGCCACCCCCAAUACUCAACAUACAAUGACUCCUGGAGGUUUCCCAACCCUGGACUCCUGGGCUCCCCGUACUACUACAGCGCUGCAGCCCGUGGGGCAGCCCCACCAGCGACCGCUGCAGCCUAUGACCGCCACUGAUGCCGAGCCUGGGGCACCAGCACUGACU
Strigops habroptila (Kakapo) is the source of this 1295-nucleotide messenger RNA. RefSeq names its product paired box 5 (gene PAX5). Gene Ontology annotation, molecular function: DNA-binding transcription factor activity, RNA polymerase II-specific; RNA polymerase II cis-regulatory region sequence-specific DNA binding. The record is from RefSeq and is a predicted model, not a curated record. Gene Ontology annotation, biological process: anatomical structure development; regulation of transcription by RNA polymerase II. The coding region runs from base 35 to 1267 and encodes 410 amino acids. NCBI's taxonomy places the organism in Eukaryota, Metazoa, Chordata, Aves, Psittaciformes, Psittacidae. The transcript is spliced from 11 exons.